UGGAGGUGGGUAUGACAGCUGGGCAGGCUACCUAUAUAUGCUGGCUUUUAGGAUGUCAACUUCAGUGUUCGAUAAAACGAAGCAGUUUAAAGAUAGUCGAGGUCAACGAUCAUCCCGAGCUAAUAUAAACUGAAAUGAUGCGAUUUUCCAUUGUAUCGUGCGCAACGUUAUUGAUAUUCGUCGCUGCAGCGAUCGAAACCGACAAGCCUGAUAAGCAAAAUAAAGUAGUUUGUUACUUCGGAAGCUGGGCAGUUUAUCGCCCAUCCAAUGGCAAAAUUAGUAUAUCGGAUUUGGAGCCAAACCUGUGCACGCACAUGAUCUAUACGUUUAUCGGUAUAACCCUGGACGGCGCGGUUCGAGCUUUGGAUCCAUGGGCUGACCUAGCGGAUGACGGCGGGAUGGCUGGUUACGAUAAAUUUAACGCUCUUCGUGGACAAAAUCCGAAUAUGAAAACCCUCAUGGCAAUCGGAGGAUGGAACGAGGGGUCGACAAAGUACUCACAGGUCGUAGGGAACUCUAAGUCCCGGUCAAAUCUCGUCAGUAACAUAGUUGCAUUUGUGAAAAAGCACAAUUUUGACGGGUGCGAUCUUGACUGGGAAUACCCAAAUCAGCGUGGUGGUAGCGAAAUGGAUCGGCAGAACUUCGUUCUGCUCGUUAAAGAACUUAGAAAGAGCUUCGAUCAACACGGACUCAUCUUAUCAGCCGCGGUUGCAGCCGGUAAGAAUUCUGCUAGCCUCUCCUACGACAUCCCGCAAAUAUCGAAGUACCUGGAUUUUAUCAACCUCAUGACCUACGACUUCCACGGGUCCUGGGACGCAACUACGGGACAUAACGCUCCUCUAUAUGCCUCCGCCAGGGACAUAAGCGAAUUGCAGAAACAACUUAAUAUCAAUGCAGCUGUACGAUACUGGCUGAGUCAGGGUGCACCAGCCAAAAAAUUGAUUCUCGGGAUACCAUUAUACGGAAGGAGUUUUACCUUGGCAGAUAAAAAUAAAAACGAACCAGGAGCCGUAGCCAUUGGAGCAGGUCAGGCUGGUUCAUACACUCGGGAAAAUGGGAUGCUGGGUUACAACGAGAUCUGCGAGUUGGAGAGCCAAGGUUGGACUUCCGCUUGGGAUGCGGAACAACGCGUGCCUUAUGCGUAUCGAGAUAAUCAGUGGGUCAGCUAUGACAACGUAAAGAGUGUAACCGAGAAGGCGGAAUUCGCGUUAUCCAUGGGACUCGGAGGGGUCAUGGUCUGGAGUGUCGAAACCGAUGACUUCCGGGGCAUCUGCAAAGAGAGAUUCCCUCUCUUGAAGGCAUUAAAUCAAGUCAUCCGCAACGGCCAAUUUUCCAGUACCAUCCAUCCGCCGUCACAAAUAAUUCAUUCAAACUCUUCAUUUGUCCUGCAAGAAUCUAAAACUCCUAAGCCCCAAGUUCCUUCUUCUGUUCAGCCGAGAACUGUCACAGAAGCAUGCCAAAAUGGGUUCCUCUACGUCAGAGACCCCAAAGAUUGCAGUAAAUUUUAUAUCUGUCAGAAAAUUGACGCUAAAGCAUUCAAGAUAUCACCUUUCUCCUGCAGCGCAGGACUCUACUUUGAUACCGCGAUCAACGUGUGUAAUUACAGGAAUUUGGUGCAGUGUGAUUAAAAAUCUGUGUCUCUGUUUGUGGUAAUUUAAAAUUCAUUAAUUAUUACAUAACUCCUCACUUUCCUUCGUUAUCAUCUCUGCAGUCAUAUAUUUAAGUUUUAAUAAAUUAUGCACUACCUUAUCUACAUCCGUUUUCGAUGUUACACUAUGAGCAUGUUAUAAUAUACAUACAUAUAUUACAAA
Messenger RNA from Athalia rosae (coleseed sawfly), 1811 nucleotides. Its product is annotated as chitinase-3-like protein 1. Gene Ontology annotation, cellular component: extracellular region. Bases 135 to 1628 code for a protein of 497 amino acids. Lineage: Eukaryota; Metazoa; Arthropoda; Insecta; Hymenoptera; Athaliidae. The record is from RefSeq and is a predicted model, not a curated record. The transcript has 5 exons. Gene Ontology annotation, biological process: chitin catabolic process; carbohydrate metabolic process. Gene Ontology annotation, molecular function: chitinase activity; chitin binding.